Molecule: messenger RNA, 1050 nt
Organism: Diplodia corticola
Lineage: Eukaryota; Fungi; Ascomycota; Dothideomycetes; Botryosphaeriales; Botryosphaeriaceae
Product: retinol dehydrogenase
Exons: 4
Coding region: 1-1050 (349 amino acids)
Source: RefSeq, a predicted model, not a curated record
AUGACAUCCUAUCCGGAAUGGGGUCCCAAGACCAAGGCCACGGACGUGGCGAUAGCGUUCAGCAAGCAGAUCAAAGGCCGAUACGUCCUCGUGACGGGCAUCUCGCGCAACUCGCUCGGCGAGGCCACCGCCCUCGCCAUCGCCGCCCAGGGCCCCGCCCUCCUCAUCCUCGCCUCGCGCACCCCCUCCAGCCUCGACUACGUCGCCGACGAGAUCCGCUCCGUCCAGCCCGCGACCCCCGUCGCCACCGUGACCGUGGACCUGCUCUCGCAGGCCUCGGUGCGCGCCGCCGCCGCCAAAAUCUCCGACCUCGUCCCCCGCCUGGACGUCAUCAUCAACAACGCAGGCGUCAUGACGCGCACGCGCCGCACCUCGCCCGAGGGCAUCGAGGGCCAGUUCGCCACCAACCACCUCGGCCCGUUCCUACUAACAAACCUGCUGGCGCCGAAGCUGCUGGCCGCCGCCGCGGCGUCGCCAUCGUCGUCGUCCGCAUCCGGCCCGCGCGUCGUCAACGUGUCUAGCUUCGGCGUCUACAUCUCGCCCGUCCGCUUCCACGACUACAACCUCGAGGGCGCGCUCGACGACUCGGACAUCCCGCCCGAGGAGCGCGGCAAGGCCCCCGAGAAGCUCCCCAAGGCGUUUGCCGCCAACAUCGACGGCUACCGCGGCUUCAUCGCCUACGGCCAGAGCAAGUCGGCCCAGGUGCUCUUCGCCGUCGAGCUGACGCGCCGGUUGAAGGAGAGCGGCGUCGUGGCCGUGGCGCUGCACCCGGGGGCCAUCUGGACGAACUUGAGCAGAGACUUGGAUGAGGAAGGGUACGAGGCGAUUGCGGGCGGGGCGAAGGAGUUCAAGAGCCCGGACGAGGGGGCGUCGACGAUGAUCGUUGCGGCGUUUGACCCUGCUCUCAACGAACCGUCGGGUAGUUUCCUUUCCGAUUGCCAGUAUCACGAACCGCCUCCGUACGCGACGGAUCCCGCGCUGGCCGAAAAGCUUUGGAGUCUGAGUGAAGAGCUGGUCAAGCAGAAGUUCGACCUGCCGCCGAGGGCUUGA